AUGAACAGACGAAGAGCCCCUGCUGCUGCCCGACCCUCUUCAACUCGUUCCGCCGGUGCCGGUGGUUCUUCAAACACCAUGCUCAAGCUCUAUACCGACUCUGGAGAGGCUGGCCUCAAGGUUGACCCCUACGUCGUCCUCGUCCUCUCCAUCUCUUUCAUCGCCUCCAUCUUCUUUCUCCACAUUGUCGCCAAGGUCGUCAGAUCAUUCUCUGGUUAA
This is a messenger RNA of Cryptococcus wingfieldii CBS 7118, 219 nucleotides long. RefSeq names its product protein transporter SEC61 subunit beta. Bases 1 to 219 code for a protein of 72 amino acids. The transcript has 2 exons. Gene Ontology annotation, cellular component: Sec61 translocon complex. The record is from RefSeq and is a predicted model, not a curated record. Lineage: Eukaryota; Fungi; Basidiomycota; Tremellomycetes; Tremellales; Cryptococcaceae. Gene Ontology annotation, biological process: intracellular protein transport.